Ictalurus furcatus (blue catfish) is the source of this 5709-nucleotide messenger RNA. Its product is annotated as cadherin-10-like. Bases 1636 to 3978 code for a protein of 780 amino acids. Gene Ontology annotation, biological process: cell-cell junction assembly; multicellular organism development; adherens junction organization. Lineage: Eukaryota; Metazoa; Chordata; Actinopteri; Siluriformes; Ictaluridae. The record is from RefSeq and is a predicted model, not a curated record. The transcript has 11 exons. Gene Ontology annotation, cellular component: catenin complex; plasma membrane; adherens junction. Gene Ontology annotation, molecular function: cadherin binding; calcium ion binding.
AAGCUUAUCCCAACGGUUUCGUGCUUAUUCAACGACGAUCGACAUCCCUUACCCAAAAGGCAUUGCGUCAGACAUAGCUGUGUUCCUUUAGCUAAUUAUAAAGCUAGCUAAUUAUCUAGUCUGUUAGCACGUGAAGUAUACUAACUAAUUAAAAGCACGUCAGAAAAUUUCGAAAGAUAUUAACGAAUCAGCGUGUAAAAAAACAGGUAAAAUUGAAAUAGCUGAUUUUUUUUUUUUUAAAGAAAAGAAUGAAUAAUAAGCAGCUUUUCUUGAUAUUUGUAAUGUCAGUGUGACGGUCUGCACCUGAGAUGCUGUCACUCAGUGGGUUCAUGUGUACAUUACCUCAUCAUUUGCAUUGCAAACCAUCCAAACUGCAGCAUGUCAAAUCUGCAUGGCCUCGGACGACUGAUCUCAUUAAACUCAUGCUCUAACAUUGUUUUGUUCGAUGGCAUCAUUGACUCUAAUUUUCAUAUAUAUCAGAAGUUCUUAGCCAGCUGAACAUCAAUAAAUUUUUUUUUUUUUUUUUUUUUUUGGUGAUAGGUUAGUUAACUAAGUUCACUCUUUAGCUAACUGCUAAGAACUUCAGAAAAACCUGACGAAAAACAUCAGAAAAGUUGGGUAAAAACUUCACAACAUUUAGUUAAGAACUUCAGAUGGACUUGCCGAAAAACCUCAGGAGAAUUUGGGUAAGAACUUCAGAACAACCUAGCUAAUAAUUUUUAGAAUUUGGCUAAGACCGUUACAAGAACUUGGCUAAGAACUUCAGAAAAACUUGACCAAAAACAUCAGAAUAUUUGGGUAAAAACUUCACAAAGCCUAGGUAAGAACUUCAGAUGGAAUUGCCUAAAACCUCAAAAGAAUUUGGGUAAGAACUUGAGGUAAAACUGGGAACCUCAGAAAAACAUGGCUAAGAAUUUUAGAAGAAUUUGGCUAAGACCUUUACAAGAACGUGGCUAAGAACAUCAGAAUAAUUUGGCUAAGAAUUUCAGAAAUAUUUAAAUAGGAACUACUGAAAAUCUUGGUUAAGAACAUCAAAAGAAUUUGGUGAGAACUUUAUAAGAACUUAGCUAUAUAUCAUUUUAUAAUUAGCUGAUCUAACUUAUCUGGUUCUUCUGUUCCUAAAAACGUAGGCUAUGAAGACUUUAGAAGAAUUUGGCUUUGACUAGAACUUCAGAGGAACUUGACUAGGUUUGUGGCCAAAUUAAGUAGCUUUAGAAGAACUUUUGUGGAAGAAGAACUUUAGUUUUAAGAACUCAAAAGAGAGAAAUGUACGGUAGUUAACAACUCUGCCAAUGAUCAGUCAGUAAUUAAAAUCACCCAUGACACAAGACUCGUGAUGCUCAUGAAACGUUUGAAAAAAAUUGUUCAGGAUUGUGCCUCAAAGGUUCAACACUAAUUCAAGAUGUUCUACCACAUUAGUUUAGUAGCCAUAAAAAGUACGACAUUUCUCAUUCAGAAGCGUAAUCACGAAGUCAUGCUUUUUCUCCCUUGCUUUUAGGUGGACACUGAAAUCUGGACCUAAUGGAGAAAUGAAUACACUUCCAGAAGACCUGGACUGUCGUUGAUGGACGGAUAAUUUGGUUGGAGCUUUACAGGAUUCCUGAAGCAGGUUUUUCACUGGAUACUCAUUGCAGAAUGAGAACUCCUCUGGUUUUAUUAGCAUGGCUUUCCCUGUGGGAAGAAGCAAAGUGCAUGCUGAGGACUACAGGGGAACUAAGCAGAGAAACAAGGAGCCAGAUGAGAGCGGACGGAGGGCCGGUAACGCUCAGACGCUCCAAACGAGGGUGGAUGUGGAAUCAGUUCUUCCUGUUGGAGGAGUACACAGGAAAUGAAGAUCAGUAUGUGGGAAAGCUGCACUCGGAUAAAGACCGAGAGGACGGGAAGGUGAAGUACGUCCUCUCGGGGGAGGGAGCCGGGACCGUAUUCGUCAUCAAUGAGGAUUCGGGCGAUCUCCACGCCACGAGACGGCUGGACCGUGAGGAGAAAGCGUCUUACACUCUGAGUGCGAAGGCGGUGGAUAAAGCGACAGGUCGAGACCUCGAGGGUCCGUCGACGUUCAUCGUCAAAAUCCACGACAUUAACGAUAACGAGCCAAAGUUCACCCGAGACCCAUACGUCGCCUCCGUACAGGAAAUGGCCGACGUCGGUACGUUCGUUGUCCAGGUAACAGCGACAGAUGCUGAUGACGUCAUGUACGGAAACAGUGCCAAGGUGGUGUACAGCAUUCUGCAGGGUCAGCCAUAUUUCUCUGUGGAGCCAGAGACAGGGAUCAUCAGGACGGCUCUGCCCAACAUGAAGCGUGAAAUCCGUGAACAUUACCAGGUGGUCAUUCAGGCUAAAGACAUGCUGGGACAGCUGGGUGGUUUGACCGGAACCACCAAGGUCAACAUCACGCUGGUCGAUGUCAACAACAACCCACCCCGAUUCACCCAUGGUGUGUACCACUUCAGUGUUCCCGAGUCGGCUGAGGUGGGUAGCGAAUUGGGCGUGGUCAAGGCUACAGAUGCCGACACGGGUAAGAACGCCGAGAUGAACUACAGAAUAACAGAUGAGCAGGACACCUUUCAAAUCACCACCGACCCCACUACCCAGGAAGGAGUGCUCAUUCUGAAGAAGCCCCUGGACUACGAGAGUGGGGCGUCGUACAUGCUCAGGUUGCAGGUGGAAAACGUGUACCUGGAUCCCCGCUUUCACACGUCCGGGGACUCCGCCACGGUGAAGAUCUCUGUGGAGGACGUUAACGAGCCGCCGGUCUUUAAGCGUCCUGCCUACGUGAUGGAGGUCAAAGAAGACGCCCAGAUCGGAACGAUUAUUGGCGCCGUUAGUGCUGUGGACCCAGACGCUAACCGUAAACCCGUCAGGUACAUGAUAGACUGGAACACGGAUAUGGAUCACGUGUUCAACGUCCAUCCCAGUAACGGCUCGCUCUUCAUCGCACGCUCUCUGGACAGAGAGGAGAAAGACUGGCACAACAUAUCAGUGCAGGCUGCUGAAUACAAUGGUCUGAUCGGUCACGUGCCCAUCUACAUCAAAGUUCUGGAUGUUAACGACAACGCACCGACGUUCGACACGGAAUACGAAACUUUCAUCUGCGACGACGCCAAAGUGGGUCAGACUGUCCAAACCGUCAGCGCGUCAGACGCCGACCGACCAAUCAGAGGCCAUCGGUUUUUUUUCCGUUUAGCGUCAGAGUCUUUUGAAAAAUCCAACUUCUCCGUUCGAGACAACAAAGAUAACACGGCCACGAUACUGACUCAGCGCGACGGCUACAGUCGCGUGGAGAGGAGUUUGUACCUGGUUCCCGUGGUGAUCGCAGACGGAGACUUCCCGGCACAGAGCAGCACAAAUACGCUAACGAUACGCGUGUGCUCCUGCGACCGUGGCGGAAACAAGAGGACAUGCGAGAUGGAGGCGUUCGCACUUAACGCUGGACUUAGCACGGGAGCGCUAGUCGCAAUUCUUCUCUGUAUCGUCAUUUUGCUAAUGAUCGUCGUCUUGUUCGCGGCUCUGAAGAGGCAGCGAGAGAAGCUCGAUCCUCUGAUCGUCUCCAAAGAGGACGUGAGGGACAACGUCGUGAGCUACGACGACGAAGGUGGCGGCGAAGAAGACACGCAAGCUUUCGACAUCGGAACUCUGCGAAAAGCCGAAUCGCUCGACGAUACCAAGCAGCGCAGAGACGUCGCGCCCGAGAUCCUGUGGCGCCCGGUGGUCAAAAUCCAAAACAAUUCCGAACCCAACAUCCGGGACUUCGUCUCCCAGAGGCUGUGCGAGAACGAUUCGGAUCCGGCGGCACCACCGUACGAUUCGCUGGCGACGUACGCGUACGAGGGGAACGGUUCGAACGCUGAGAGUCUCAGCUCUCUGGGAUCAGUCAGCAGCGACGCAUGGAGCGAUUACGAGUUCCUGAACGAGUUCGGUCCCAGAUUUAAGAGACUCGCGGAAAUGUACGGGGGAGGCGACAGCGACAGGGAAUCGUAACCAACCUCGGUGAAAAGCGGUGCAUGGAUUCGACCAAUCGGUUUGUCGCAACAAGCGGACGGCCAGGAUUUAAGAAACUGGCAGAAAUCUACAGCGCAGGUUUAGCAGGACAGAAUGGAGGUUAAGGAGGUAAAACUGACGGAUGAUGGAUGGAGUUCUUUUGUGAUAUAUUCUCCGAGAACCCCCCCCCCCAAAAAAAAAAAAAAAACGUUAACUAUAUAACUAACUGCCACAGGAAGUUGUACAUACUUCCUGUCUGGAAUGUACAGAAACUAAAAAAAAAAAAGUGGAAAAAGUCAGUUAACUCCUGUCGGGAAUAAAGGACACCAAAGACCAGAGGGCUACACAGAUACGGAAUCUUCUUGAGACUCUGAAAUUAUUUGAAAAAAAAUAAUUCAGUUGUUUCACAACAAAAGUGUCUGUUAUUAAUGACACGGUUAACAUCGAAGAAAAAAAAAAGAGGUGUGGAUCAAAAUUCAGAGCUUCAUUGGUGGGUCAGGAAGCGUGUACAUGUUUAAUGCAGGAAACCAUCGUUUAAAAAAAAAAGUAAGGAAAAUGUGUCUCAGGAGAAUGCUGUAAGCUAUGGUGAGCGUGAGGGGUAAGAAGACCAGGAAGCAAGGACCAAAUAAGGAAAGUGAGAAACAGCAAACAGGAACCAAACCACAUAAACAGGAAACUAUGACCAAAUAAGUAACAGGUUGGGUCGUCAGUCAUUAAGUCAACCUAUUAUUAAUUCACCUUGUAGUCAGAGAGUCAGUGUGUCACUCUAGCAGUGAGUCAGCUUGCUUGCAGUGUUUGAGUCAGUCCCUUUGAGACAUUCAGUCAUUUAGGGGUUUAUCAUUUAGGCGAGUCAGUCUGGGAUUCAAUCGGUCAUAGAAUUAGUCUGUAAUUGAGUCAGUGUGUGAGUAAAGGUGAAGCAGUCAGUGAGUCAGUAAGUGAUGGAUCAUCUGUCGGUAAUACUAUUCUGACAGUAAGUCAGUCCGUCACUGAGCCUCACAGUCCGUCAGCCAGUAACUCAGUAAACAGAGUCAGUGAGUCAGUCAUUGAAUCGGUCGUUCAGUCCUUUAAUCAGUGGGUAAGUCAGCAAGUAAGGCAGUUUGUAGUCAGAGAGUCAGCCAUUCAGUGAGUGAGUCAAUUGGUGAGUCAGUCAGUCAUUCGGUGAGUCAGUGAGUCAACUGGUGAGUCAGUCAGUCAUUUAGUGAAUCAAUUGGUGAGUCAGUUAUUCAGUGAGUGAGUCAACUGGUGAGUCAGUCAGUCAUUUAGUGAAUCAAUUGGUGAGUCAGUUAUUCAGUGAGUGAGUCAAAUUGGUCAGUCAUUAAAACUGUGUCAGUAAGUCAUUUAGUCAGUGUGUCAGUCAACAAAUAAGUCAGCUUGUAGUCGGAGAAUCAGUUGUCAAUCAUGAAUCAGUCAUAUUUAAACUGCACAGUCACUGUACUGUCAGAUACCCAUGCUACCCCCUGUUUUACCCCCUUGUGUUACCCCCUGCACACACAGGGCUGGUGUAUGGCCAUGUUGUGGGGUUUUUGGGAUAUACUACAUUUGGGCUGGGCGUUUGGCCAGAACCUUAUACUUAGUGCUAAUAAAACGCAGAUAAACGGCAAAAACAUAGAUGUACCAUGCAGCAAUCGCUAUCUAUCUUACUGUAUUGUACACUGUCAUAUUUUGUAUCAGAUAUUUAUACAACAUUAAAAUACACAGAGAUACAACAAAUAAAAAAAGUGUUUCCCAUGA